AUGGCGAUGAAGUACUUGUUCCUAGCAAUUACUGUGAUUAUUGCAGCGCAUUAUUGCAGUUCUUUAACAGUGGAUGGUGGAGAUACGCUUCUGUUGAGGGAUUCCCUCACUGGAAAUCAGACCAUAAUGUCAAAGAAUGGCAUGUUUGCAUUAGGAUUUUUCAGUACGAGACGGACGAAUAAUCGUUACAUUGGCAUCUGGUAUGCACAAAUCCCUGAGAAGACCAUAGUUUGGGUGGCUAACAGAGACAAUCCUGUCAGAAGCAUGUCCGGCGUUCUGCAAUUUUCGAGCGAUGGUCAUCUCAGAUUGUUUGAUGGAAAGGGCUUGCCAGUUUGGUCGACUGAUAUUGGCCUGAAAGGAUCGCGGGCAGUGAUAACGGACACUGGCAAUUUCAUUAUGCUGAGUGAUGGCUACAACAAAUCUGAGAUUGUUUGGGAGAGUUUUGCGCAUCCGGGAGAUACAUGGUUGCCUGGCAUGAAAUUCUGGAACGGAAUGACGCUAACUUCAUGGAAGAGUUCUUCAGAUCCUGCAAUUGGGUUCCUCUCUUUUGGAAUCGUCAUGUCUCCUGAAAAGACUGAGAUGGUGACGGUCUAUAACAAGACUGUUCCGUUCUGGUCCACUGGAGAAUGGACUGCUACUUAUUUUACCAACAUUCAUGAGUUGCAAGGUGACAAGACAAUUCAAAUAUCCCCUUCGAAGAUAUCUCCUUCAAGCAUAUUCUUCAAUUUCAGGUUAGAACAGAACCUGGUGGGGCGGAUCGUGAUACAAGAUAAUGGCAUAAUAGGUCUCUACUACUUGAUGGAAGAUAAGACAUGGAAUUUGAUGUGGUCAACACGAGGAGGCCAAUGCAGUGCUUAUGAUAUCUGUGGGGCGUAUGGAGUGUGUUAUCCCAAUGAAGUGUGUGGUUGUGUUGAUGGCUUCACCAAGUCCAAGAACGAGUCUCAUGUUUGGCAGUCAAGCGGCUGUGAAAGGCGAACACCUCUACACUGCUCUGCCACAGAGGGCACCGCCGAUGGAUUCUUUGAAGAAAAGAAGAAAUACUUGCCCCACAAAGAAGCUGUCUUAAUCAACAACGAGACACUACAGCAAGGCUGCCGGACUGCUUGUCUCAACAAUUGCUCCUGCACAGCCUUUGCUUUUUCUGUUUCUGAUCCACCCAUCUGUAGAUUGUGGUUUGGGGAAUUGUUCGGAAUGCGUGAUGAUUCAUCUGCGGGCCAGUCUGUUUUCAUUAGGCUGGCUGCAUCUGAGUUACGCCGCUCGACAUCAAAGGGAAGCAGGAAAGCCCAUGCUCAUAGCAGUUUACUUCCUGCUACGGGCGCUGCUGCAGCUGUUGUUUUAGCUUUCCUGUUGGUCGGAUUUCUUCUGUGGAGAUGUCGAAGACAGCCCAAGAAAAGCGUUGAAGAGGACGUGCCAACUUCGCUGAAAUCAUUCACUUACAAAGAGUUGCGAAGUGCAACCCAGAAUUUCAAGCAUAAGCUGGGUAGCGGAGCAUUCGGUUCUGUUUACAAAGGAACUCUGCCAGACAACACGCUUGUAGCUGUUAAAAGAUUAGAAGGUUCUGGACAAGUAGAAAAGCAAUUCCGGGCUGAAAUAAGCACCAUCGGGAGAAUACAGCAUGUGAAUUUGGUGAGGCUCUGGGGAUUCUGCGUUGAAGGCUCUCGAAGGCUUCUUGUGUAUGCUUACAUGCCCAAUGGCUCUCUAAAGUCUUUUCUCUUCUGUAAAGAUGAAGAGGUAGAGAAGGUGUUGGAUUGGAAGACUCGGUUUGAGAUCGCACUGGGCACUGCACGAGGAUUAGUUUACCUCCAUGAAGAAUGCAGGGAUCGCAUCAUUCACUGCGAUAUUAAGCCUGAAAACAUUCUGUUGGAUGGCGACUUCAGCCCCAAGGUGGCCGAUUUUGGGCUGGCAAAGCUGGUGGGCAGAGAUUUCAGCCGCGUACUGACGACCACAAGAGGAACUCGAGGGUAUUUGGCUCCUGAGUGGAUAUCUGGCCUUCCCAUCACUCCCAAGGCGGAUGUAUUCAGUUUUGGCAUGACUUUGCUGGAAAUUAUAUCUGGGCGAAGAAAUCUUGAGCUGAAUGUAGAGGAGAGCAGAUUCUACUUUCCUACCUGGGCUUCGUCUCAAAUUCAGAGAGGAAACAUAAUAGGUGUUGUGGAUGCAAAGAUAGCGAAUGAGGUGGAUAUUGAAGAGGUAGGAAGAGCCGCUAUGGUGGGGAUGCUGUGCAUUCAAGACGAUGAGAAUAGGAGGCCGAGCAUGAGGGAAGUAGUGAAGAUAUUGGAAGGUACAAUGGAGGCUCCUGCGCUACAAAUUCCAAGGUCUUUAGUGGUUCAGGUAGAUCAGGUGGACGACGAAGAAGACAGCGACAGCUUCCAGUUCACUUCAGCAAGCAAAACAACGGGCUCGCGAGCAGCAAUUACUAUCAGUAUUUCUCUGCGUAAUUGCUGUGCUCUAACCCUAGAUGCUGGAGAUACACUUCGACUGGGGGAUUCGCUCACUGGAAAUCAGACCUUAAUUUCCAAGAAGGCCAUUGUUUGGGUGGCUAACAGAGAGAAUCCUGUCAGAAAUAUGCCAGGCAUUCUGAAAUGCACCAGUCUCUCAGAAGGGCCAUUGUUUGGGUGGCUAACAGAGAGAAUCCUGUCAGAAAUAUGCCAGGCAUUCUGA
Messenger RNA from Cryptomeria japonica (Japanese cedar), 2658 nucleotides. RefSeq names its product G-type lectin S-receptor-like serine/threonine-protein kinase At2g19130. The record is from RefSeq and is a predicted model, not a curated record. Gene Ontology annotation, molecular function: ATP binding; protein serine/threonine kinase activity. The transcript is spliced from 2 exons. Lineage: Eukaryota; Viridiplantae; Streptophyta; Pinopsida; Cupressales; Cupressaceae. Gene Ontology annotation, biological process: protein phosphorylation; recognition of pollen. The coding region runs from base 1 to 2658 and encodes 885 amino acids.